Messenger RNA from Ilyonectria robusta, 2623 nucleotides. RefSeq lists its product as uncharacterized. The transcript is spliced from 3 exons. Gene Ontology annotation, biological process: DNA-templated transcription. Lineage: Eukaryota; Fungi; Ascomycota; Sordariomycetes; Hypocreales; Nectriaceae. Bases 132 to 2183 code for a protein of 683 amino acids. The record is from RefSeq and is a predicted model, not a curated record. Gene Ontology annotation, molecular function: zinc ion binding; DNA binding.
AAUGCUAUCACGAUGUAGCCGUGUUUACGUGUCUACCCCUCUUUUAUUCAAGACAAAACAAUCCGAAGCCGGGAUCAGCAUGCUUGCGACUGUCCUCUCUCUUCUAUCUAUUUCUCCUCGACAUCUGGACAAUGUUCAAAUUCGUGUCAGAUAAUGUGGGCGGCCUUGGAGCGAAGCGCAAACUCACACACAAAUCGUGCGACUCCUGCAAGAAGCGUCAUAAGCGCUGCUCUCACGCAGAACGUUCUGGCCAAAGCGUGUCGCCUGUUUCCGCUCUUCACGGUCACACUAGCAAAUCACAUGGUGACCUUGAUGAACCAAGACGCGCGCCAACCUCGGUUCCAGAUACGCCUACACCGCCGCAGCUAGACACUUCUGAAGCAGGGGAGCAGCCUCCACUUCCCGGCCUCUCCGAAGAUGCGUAUCUGCACUUCAUCGGGGAUCUUAGCCCUGAGGCGUCUUUCCUUUCCAACGGCGGUCGGGAAGAUGGCAACCUGAAAGGCUCAAGGCACGCAGACGUAGGCGUAUGGAUUGGCCUGAAACCUGAAAAUCCCAGGCGAACCGAAAUCGAGAAUGCAGAUACUGUGGGACAGUCGCCUGGUGCCUCUGCUAUCCAGCGCUUCGGCCUCGCCGGCAUCCAAGCCCUGUCGCCUUACUUGCGGAAAGAAUGCAUGUCGGUUUUGCCUCCCGAGUAUGAGUUUGGCUUCAUUUCCGACCUGUACUACGCCAAGAUCGACCCCAUCUUCCCCAUUAUUCAUGGAGAAGUGUUGAAAAAACACAACACCAUGGAAGCUGUAGCGUUGAAGCAAUGCAUAUGCCUCAUGGCGGCUCUGGACCCCAAGGUAAAGCCAUACCUACGGCUUCCCCACGUUGACGGCCUUCUCUCGCCGAUUGACUUCCGCACAUGCAUUGCUGCUGCUGUCAAGCAGUCUCUUGACCUGGGGUUCAUCCAGGACAAGAUGGUUGUGCUCCAGGUUUGCGCCUUGAUGGCGUUUUACGUUGACAAGCCGAGGUGCAGUGAUGUUUCUACCUACUACGCAGCUCAGGCUGUUCACCACGCGCAGACUUUAGGCCUCCAUGUCGGCUGGCCCGAGGAUAGCACAAGAUGCGAGAAGUCUAGGCGCAUCUUCUGGUGUGUGUGGACUCUUGAUCGAUUUAAUGCCGCCGCGAAUGGCCGUCCCGUUCUCAUCCAUUGUCAAGACAUGGACAUGGGAAUCAUGGAAUCGGUAUCGACACAAGUUGCUCCCUUCAGGUUGUUCAUUCGGAUAGCUCAGUUCCUGGACGGUGUCAUCUCAAAAUAUCGUCCGCAUGCCGCCACGGGACUGCAACCACCGAACAAUGAACAUCAGACAUUUGAGAAUCUUGUGGAGGAGACUGAGUCCAUGGAUAUUGGGAAUGCACUCCUUGCGUCGCUAGAAAUCUUCUAUCUGGCUGUUGUCAUUUUGCGAGAUCGGCCAAAGGCGCGCGAAGGACAAAACCAGCGAACUCCGAGCUCAGCUAUCCAAUUAUUCAGCGCAACGAGCAUCAUUUCCAUUGCAUCCGAAGAUCUCAAGUCCUCCAUCACUGUCUGGCCCGUUGUCCCUUACGCGGUUUCGUUGGCCACCUCAGUCGCAUACAAGAGCCUCCGAAACAGUACCAUACCAUACAAACGUAAACAAGCUUACGCCUUGUUCCACAGCAGUUGUGACACCCUGGACGAACUCAGUAAAGCCUUCUUGUCUGCACGCGCCAUGGCCCAGUUGGCCACCGACACGAUGCAGGAGGUAGAGCGAGCCGCUGCAGGCAGGAGGGCAAGUGCCAUAAACGACAAAGGAAUAGGUGGCAAGUCUGGGGAUACUCGGUCUGCAGAUGGUGCCAACCUGCCGGAUGAUGAUGUGAGGACUGGCGAUUCAACAACAUUGAUGGGGCCGCAGUCCAACAGCCAAGAUUCGCGACAAAUCCAAAACUGCUUGACGAUCGAUGGUGCAUUCUUUUCGCAAGAUGCUGGCGGUGUAAACGAUCUUGCAGGUGACGUGGGAAUAUUCAACGACUUUGAGUCGAGUCUGGAUCUCAACCGAAUCGAUGAAUUCUUCACAGCCACCUUGGACCCUACUGUCCCAUUGCCUCUGGAAGAUUGGCUAGAUACCAACCAGCUGCCAGGACCUAUAUUUCUGGAAUUCGGGGAAUCUAGGCCCGGGAAUUAACAGCAGACACCGACGAGUAGCUCAUAAAAGACUGGGAGCCCUGGAUCGGCUUUAGUCAGGUAUUUCAACUUGGCUCAACUUCGACUCGAGACACAUGAUUGCUUAAAAAUUAUCUUGCUCAUUACUCUAACGCGCCCAACUUGAUAUUAGCGGAUGGAUGGGCGUUUCAGCGGAGCACUAGAGACCGAGGGGGUCGUGUCGGACUGCCAUUUUGGGAAGUUCCCGCCCAUCGUCUGCAAGUGGCAAAUCCGAAAAUUGGCUUCCGUGGCCUGACUGCCAUGAAAGAAUAUUAGUGAUUUCAGGCCUCCCCGUGCGGGAAUCCACUCAAGUUCAUGUAUCACUUGAAGCUGAGCUGGGUGCGGACAUGACUUGUUCGAUUGAUCGUGGAUGAGAGGUCUCUUUCGAAGCACCCAAGAUCAUCGCCCACAUGAAGAGUAUCC